AUGAUUUAAAACAACUUUUAAAAUCUGGAGGAAGUAUAUUUUUGGAAAGGAAAUUACCUCAAUUAUAAAAAAGAAUUGAUUAUUAUUAAAAUCAUAAAGAGUUUAUAACUAAAUUUUUUUGUAUAAAUACAAAACUACAUUUAAUCCUCCUAUGGAGCCUACAAAAUAGAAGCUUGA
Messenger RNA from Paramecium sonneborni, 177 nucleotides. Lineage: Eukaryota; Ciliophora; Oligohymenophorea; Peniculida; Parameciidae. The record is from the annotation of a GenBank genome assembly.